Bufo bufo (common toad) is the source of this 2435-nucleotide messenger RNA. RefSeq names its product twinkle mtDNA helicase (gene TWNK). The record is from RefSeq and is a predicted model, not a curated record. Gene Ontology annotation, biological process: mitochondrial DNA replication. Gene Ontology annotation, molecular function: single-stranded DNA binding; ATP binding; 5'-3' DNA helicase activity. Lineage: Eukaryota; Metazoa; Chordata; Amphibia; Anura; Bufonidae. Gene Ontology annotation, cellular component: mitochondrion. The transcript is spliced from 5 exons. Bases 140 to 2119 code for a protein of 659 amino acids.
UGUUUUUCAUAUGACAGCUGACAUGAUGGCGCCCUCCAGGUACAUGUGGCUUGCCCUGUAUUGUACAUGCGUGAUAAUGUGAGUGGACGGGGUGGGCGCCUGGUACAUUGGCGCUGAGUGGCACACGUGGCCGAACACGAUGAUGCGAUGUGUGUUUCACAGGGUGAUCGCUGGUAGAGGACAACCUCUGCUCCCACGUGUCCUCACACCAGCUCUGCUGAAGCAUGGCUUUGCCUCCGUUGGAGUUUCUCGCCGACAUUUCAAGAAGGACCUCUUAUCCAUCCUGGAUGGCUCUGUUACCCCAGUGACUGUGACAGAGAUCCGCCAGUAUCUCAGAGACCACAUGAUCUCCUUCCAUGAUGGCUACAGCUGCCUGCAUGUCCCCAGCCCCUUCACCCCUAACAAAGACCACCUGCUCUUCAUUGACAAGACUACAGGGAGGUUUCUCUGCAAGGACACCUUGCUGGAGGGCACCUGGGAGGACUUUAAGGACAGCAUGGAUCUGCUCACAAAGGAGGGCUCCUCCUUCCUCAGCCCUGAGACCCUGAGAAGCUACCUGCAGGACAGCGACUCUGAGGAUGGAGAACGGCACCUGAACCACACGGAGAUCAGCAGGAUCUGGAAUAAAGCCCUGUGGUUCCAUGACCUGGAGGAGGAGGAUGCCCAGCUGAUCAAAGCCAUGUUUAACAUCUCGAAAAUAACCAACAGUACCCUGAACAAGUUCGGCGUCAAGUGUUUCCAACCUACCAAAAGUCUAGUGUUCCCAUGGUACAACCCACGAGAUCUCACCAUGAAAGGGUUAAAGUUGCUGUCCGCUGUGUGUCAGGCAGAUGUGGUGAAUUACAUUGAGACGGUUUAUCCCGGACCUUCUCGUUACCAUAACUUGUUUGGAAUUACAGUGAUGGGGAAGAAGGACACGGAGGUGGUGAUCACCAGCCAAGAAGUGGAUAGUUUAGCUGUCCAUCAGGCCACGGGGAUCACCACGGUAUCUUUACCACGUGGGAUAAAUUGUUUCCCACCUGUACUUUUGCCGUUUCUUGAGCAGUUUAAGCGCGUCACCCUGUGGCUUGGUGAUGAUCUGCGCGCCUGGGAGGCUUCCAAAUUGUUCUCUCGGAAACUAAGUAUCAAGAGGUGCUCUCUGAUACGGCCCGGGGAUACACAGCCGAGUCCCCUGAAAGCCUUCAAUUUGGGGCUUAACCUAAAUAAACUCAUCAAGGCUUCUCUUCCAGCUAGCCACAAGUCUAUCAUCUCAUUCCGUCAGCUGAGGAGUGAUGUCUUCAGCCAGUUAGAGAAUACAGAGCAAGUGGCUGGGGUGAAAUGGGCAAGAUUUCCUGAACUGAACAAGCUACUUAAAGGCCACCGGAAAGGGGAACUGACAAUAUUUACAGGCCCAACUGGUAGUGGAAAAACGACAUUCAUCAGUGAAUAUGCUCUGGACCUCUGCAUGCAAGGGGUUAACACUUUAUGGGGGAGUUUUGAACUCAGCAACGUUCGCUUGGCAAAAGUUAUGCUGACCCAGUUCUCCCUGCAGCGACUAGAGGAGAGGCUAGACCAGUACGACGAGUGGGCCGAUCGAUUCGAAGAGCUGCCACUUUACUUCAUGACUUUCCACGGAGAGCAAAAUAUAAAGUCUGUGAUUGACACCAUGAAGCACGCUGUGUACAUGCAUGAUAUUAACCACGUCCUCAUUGAUAACCUGCAGUUCAUGAUGGGCCAGGAGCAUCUCUCUUCAGAUAAGUUUUCAGUACAGGACUACAUAGUUGGGGCAUUCAGGAAAUUCGCGACUGAAAAUGACUGUCAUGUGACAUUAGUCAUUCAUCCCAGGAAAGAAGAUGAUGACAAGGAAUUGCAAACAUCCUCAAUUUUCGGCUCUGCAAAAGCCAGCCAAGAGGCAGAUAAUGUUCUCAUACUUCAAGAUAGGAAACUGGUCAGUGGCCCAGGGAAGAGACAUUUACAGUUGUCGAAAAACCGCUUUGAUGGAGACGUUGGGGUUUUUGCACUGGAAUUCAACAAGUCCACACUGACUUUUACUUCUUCCAAGAGCAAGGCAAAAGUGAAGAAAGUUGCCAAAGAAAAUGAGGACGCUGUGCCGGAUCAGGCACCACCAAAAAAGAAGUAAACAGGAACGUUUGUGCUUGCUGCUGAACUGACAUUUCAACUGAGCUUUUGGUACAUCUGAGUCCAGGGCCAGGAUGGACAUGUCAUACGUUUUGUGAAUACAUAUUUGUUAUGUAAAACACUAUUUUAUAUUGUUGGUCCUCAUUUCAAGAUGGAUCUGUAAGCUAAAUUUCAACAUUUUGUUAAUUUUUUGUAUAAAACAUGUUGGAGUGUCUGUCAUGGUGACAUACCUGUUUGUCCUCUAUCAGAUGUCCUGAUAAAAUAGAAAAAACGCACCAAAAAAUGUGUACUUUUUCUCACUGGAAAAAUUAUUUUUG